Messenger RNA from Neltuma alba, 1418 nucleotides. Its product is annotated as mitochondrial arginine transporter BAC2. The record is from RefSeq and is a predicted model, not a curated record. Bases 314 to 1225 code for a protein of 303 amino acids. Gene Ontology annotation, biological process: transmembrane transport. Gene Ontology annotation, molecular function: transmembrane transporter activity. The transcript has 2 exons. NCBI's taxonomy places the organism in Eukaryota, Viridiplantae, Streptophyta, Magnoliopsida, Fabales, Fabaceae.
AAAUAAAAGGGCUUGCCAUUUUUGAUCGUCUCAGGGAACAAUAUAAACGAUUCGAGUUGCAACCAAGAACGUGGGAGGAAAAUCGCCCCUUUAGAUUGUUUUCUUUUAAGAUUUGCAGAGCAGAGAAGAAGAACCCAGAGAGAAAAUCAAGUAAGUAACUUUUUCGAGGAUUUGUAAAGCAAUUUGAUCCGUGCAAGCAACAGCAAGAAAAAAGAGUUUUAACUUUUGGGGUCUUUUGUGCUCGCACGAUAAGUUGGUCAAUCGGUUCUUCAGAGUUGGUUGGGGUAUUUUGAUUAAUGAGAAAGAGAAGAUAAUGGAUUUCUGGCCAGAAUUUCUUGCGAGCAGCUGGGGCAGAGAGUUCGUCGCCGGAGGAUUUGGAGGCAUUGCCGGGAUAUUCUCCGGCUACCCCCUCGACACCCUCCGCAUCCGUCAGCAGAGCUCCAACAAAGGCUCUGCUUUCAGCAUUCUCAGACAUGUGGUGGCCAAGGAAGGACCAUUUGCUCUGUACAGAGGCAUGGCUGCUCCUUUAGCCUCUGUCACUUUCCAGAAUGCCAUGGUAUUUCAAAUCUACGCAGUUUUCUCAAGAGCAUGUGACACAUCAGUGUCAGCCACCGACCCUCCGUCGUACAAGGGCGUGGCUCUCGGAGGAUUCACCACCGGAGCCGUACAGAGUCUCCUCCUUUCACCAGUAGAACUGGUCAAGAUUCGCCUUCAGCUCCAAAACACAGGCAAAGUGACAGAAUCUCACAAAGGUCCCUCACAAGUAGCCAAGACCAUAUGGAAGAAAGAGGGUCUGAAGGGAAUUUACAGAGGUCUGGGCAUCACUGUGCUCAGAGACGCCCCUUCCCAUGGCUUCUACUUCUGGACCUACGAGUACAUGAGAGAACAACUCCACCCAGGUUGCAGAAAAAGUGGCCAAGAAAGCUUGAACACCAUGUUAAUGGCAGGAGGUCUAGCUGGAGUAGCGAGCUGGGUUUGUUGCUAUCCUUUGGAUGUUAUAAAGACGAGACUUCAAGCUCAAACCCCAUCUUCAGUGAAGUACAGAGGCAUUUUUGAUUGUCUCAGAAAGAGUGUGAAAGAAGAAGGGUCCACUGUGUUAUGGCGAGGUUUAGGAACUGCGGUUACAAGAGCAUUUGUGGUGAAUGGAGCUAUAUUCUCUGCUUAUGAGAUUGCUCUGAGGUGUUUGUUUAGCAAUGGAACUAUUCAAAUGGAAGAAGCUAUUUGAAGAAGAGAAAGGAAGCGAUUAUAGGGUCAAUAUGGGAAGUUGACAGAAUAUACAACAUAUCAGUACGUGGUAUUCUGAAUCUGAUAAACAUUCAAGUUUCGAUUUGAUAUUAUAUUUCACAGUCAUGACUUGAUGUAAUUGCCAAAUAUAUCAAUAUUUCUAUAUCAAGCAAAUAAAGAUGGAAAAUUUUUCA